UCAGGCGGACGUGCGACCAGGCGGGCGGCGCUCAGGUGGCGGCUGCCGAUGGGGCUGCUUCGGAUUAUGCUGCCGCCUAAGUUGCAGCUCUUGGCGGUGCUGGCUUUCGGGGUGUCGGUCCUUUUCCUAGAGAACCAGAUCCAGAAGCUGGAGGAAUCCCGCGGGAAGCUUGAGAGGGCAAUUGCAAAACACGAAGUCCGAGAAAUUGAACAGCGUCAUACAAUAGAUGGCUCUCGGUUAGAUGUGGUUCCGGAUGAAGAAGAUGAUGUGGUGAUCAUUUAUAAUCGAGUACCGAAAACUGCAAGCACAUCCUUUACCAACAUUGCCUAUGACCUUUGUGCACGGAAUAAGUAUCAUGUACUUCAUAUCAACACAACCAAAAAUAAUCCUGUUAUGUCUCUGCAAGAUCAGGUACGAUUUGUGAAGAAUGUAACUUCCUGGAAAGAGAUGAAACCAGGGUUCUAUCAUGGACAUAUAUCCUUCUUGGAUUUUGCGAAAUUUGGCAUUAAAAAGAAACCAAUAUACAUCAAUGUUAUAAGAGAUCCUAUAGAACGGCUAGUGUCUUAUUAUUACUUCCUGCGCUUUGGUGACGAUUACAGGCCUGGACUCCGAAGGCGAAAGCAAGGGGAUAAAAAAACCUUUGAUGAAUGUGUAGCAGCUGGAGGCUCAGAUUGCGCCCCUGAGAAACUCUGGCUUCAAAUUCCGUUCUUUUGUGGCCACAGUUCUGAGUGCUGGAAUGUGGGAAGCAGAUGGGCUUUGGAACAAGCCAAAUACAACUUGAUUAAUGAAUAUUUCCUAGUGGGAGUUACAGAAGAACUUGAAGACUUCAUUAUGUUGCUGGAGGCAGCUUUGCCCCGCUUCUUCAGGGGUGCUACAGAACUGUACCGCACAGGCAAGAAGUCUCAUCUUAGGAAGACAACGGAGAAAAAGCUCCCCACAAAAGAAACCAUUGCAAAACUGCAGCAGUCUGAAAUAUGGAAAAUGGAGAAUGAGUUCUAUGAAUUUGCACUGGAGCAAUUUCAGUUUGUCAGAGCACAUGCAGUUCGGGAAAAAGAUGGAGAACUAUAUAUUCUGGCACAAAACUUUUUCUAUGAAAAGAUCUACCCUAAGUCGAACUAAGAACAAUGCAUAUUUUUAGGCUAAGGAACUAAACCUUGUGGCCACAUCCUUAUUCUCGGCCCCAAUGUAUAGAUUGCAGAUAAACAAACUGAGGCACUUCAGUCUUCAGCUCAGUAGAAUGAACUAUGGUUGCUCGAAGAAGAUGGCUGCUUAGAUAUGUUGGUAAUCCAAAAGUAUACACUUCGGUUUCUUUAAUAUUCUCAAAAGAGGUUACUACCCUACACCUGAAGAAGCCUACAUAUAUAUUUACAGAAACUAAUCACACACCAAUUCUAGCUGAAACUAUAAAGAUGAAAGGCUUCCCUGUAUGCUCUUUUUGAUUCAUAGGACUGCUUACUUUACUUAGCUUCCUGGGAAGAGCAAGCUGUUGGUUCCCUAGCCUCAACGUGGAGAUUUGGGUUGUAUACACUUAUGAAUAAUGUUAAUAACUGGCUGACAUUUGUGCUUUGUUCUUGUGAAUUCAUAUCACAUGACAUUCAUUGGAAUGUUCAAUCAUGUUCUGCUAAGAAAAUGCUGCAGCUGGACUUGCCCAUAUUUGUAAAUGUGGGAUUUCGUUUUAAGAAACUAGAACUGAUCAUCAGUGUGUUUAAAAAAAAAAUCAAAAAAAUCAAAUUCCAUUGUGAUAUUGUCAAAAGGCUGAAAAUCAAGGCAGUGUUUCUUUAAUAAUGAACUUCCCAUGAAGGUUGGGAAAGCUCUCUUAAGAAGCUGGCUUUUGCCUGCACAUCAAUAUAAAACAAAUUGUGAAUUCUGUA
Molecule: messenger RNA, 1871 nt
Organism: Elgaria multicarinata webbii
Lineage: Eukaryota; Metazoa; Chordata; Lepidosauria; Squamata; Anguidae
Gene: HS2ST1
Product: heparan sulfate 2-O-sulfotransferase 1
Exons: 7
Coding region: 49-1119 (356 amino acids)
Cellular component (GO): membrane
Molecular function (GO): heparan sulfate 2-sulfotransferase activity
Source: RefSeq, a predicted model, not a curated record